Molecule: messenger RNA, 870 nt
Organism: Drosophila rhopaloa
Lineage: Eukaryota; Metazoa; Arthropoda; Insecta; Diptera; Drosophilidae
Exons: 2
Coding region: 1-870 (289 amino acids)
Molecular function (GO): nucleic acid binding
Source: RefSeq, a predicted model, not a curated record
AUGGGCAGCCUGCCAGCAAAUCGAGUUCAGCCUAACCCAGCAUUUCAUACCACGGGAGUGGAUUAUUGUGGACCAUUUUAUCAUAAGGCAGAGGCCCGCAACAAGGCGCCUCACAAGUGCUACAUCGCCGUCUUUGUCUGCUUCUCUACGAAGGCCACGCAUUUGGAAGUAGUCCAGGAUCUCACAACGGAUUCUUUCAUCGCAGCGUUGAGAAGAUUCACCAGCCUGAGAGGCCCUCCGCGCACUAUUUGGAGUGACAAUGCGACGAACUUUGUCGGCGCUAAGAGCGAGCUAACAGAGCUGAAGGAUCUAUUUCUGAGCGAACCCCAAACGGCUUCGAUAGCUUCCUCCUGCUUAGCUGAUGGGAUUGAUUGGAAGUUCAUACCUCCGCGUGCCCCACAUUUCGAAAACGCUGAAAGUCUUGAGGUGCUAACGCCGGCCCAUUUCCUGAAAGGCUCCAGCUACACAAGGUUUCCUGAGCCUGAUAUCACGCAUCUCCGAGAAGGCCGCCUCAGCAGAUGGCAAAGGGUGACACAGAUGCAGCAGCAAUUCUGGAAGCGGUGGAGCAGCGAGUAUUUAUCCUUGCUCCAAGAAAGGAGUAAGUGGCGCGUCGAAACAUCCAACAUCAAGGUCGGAAGCAUCGUGUUGCUGAAGGAGGACAACCUUCCACCCUUGAAAUGGCAGCUGGGGUGCAUCCAAGGAGUCGUUCCAGGCGAGGACGGUGUCGUCAGAGUAGCUAUGGUCCGUACAGCUACGGGUCUAGUCAAGAGAGCCGUCGCCAAGUUAGCCGUUCUGCCCAUCGAUUCCCAUUUAGUUGGAGCCCUACUUCCUCCAACGGGGGAGUAUGUUCGGAGCAGCCCGCCAACCUAG